Messenger RNA from Exophiala aquamarina CBS 119918, 2088 nucleotides. RefSeq lists its product as uncharacterized. Gene Ontology annotation, biological process: DNA-templated transcription. The transcript has a single exon. The record is from RefSeq and is a predicted model, not a curated record. NCBI's taxonomy places the organism in Eukaryota, Fungi, Ascomycota, Eurotiomycetes, Chaetothyriales, Herpotrichiellaceae. Gene Ontology annotation, cellular component: nucleus. The coding region runs from base 1 to 2088 and encodes 695 amino acids. Gene Ontology annotation, molecular function: zinc ion binding; DNA binding; DNA-binding transcription factor activity, RNA polymerase II-specific.
AUGUCGGCGACGCCAACCUUUGUGAAAUCCGAGUCACAUGACCACGGUCCGGCGGGGCAGGAAGCCUCUCCAGCAUUUGCACCACUUCGGUCACUGUGCUCUGCCGCACCAGCCACGCCAACCGAUUCGACUUCGGCUUCUUCGUCCACCACGAGUCCCAUGUCAUCCACCAACGUCGGAUCGAAUCCUGGCAUUCCAGCCGUCAACGAGAGCCCACACUCGCAAACCAUGAAGACGGCACGCCCAUACCGAUCGCACAAAUAUCCAGCUUGUGCUCGAUGCCACAAACGGCGUUCAAGAUGCACCAUCGAGAUUCCCGGCCAGGCGUGCUUACUGUGUCGGAUGCAUGGCGUCCCCUGCUCUUCAGCAACCGCGAAAAAGGACGACAGGGUCACUCCCAAGAUCGGAUUUGUUCACAGAUCUCUUGUCGCCGAUGAGAAGUCCAUCGAGAGUUACUCGCACAUUGUUGGCCCCGUUAUUGCGCGCGACACCCAAAUCCUGGACCAAUAUCUGCCUCAAGUCAACGGCCAGUCCCACCAUGUCCCGAUCCAACCAAACCUGGGCCGCCGCGAGUCGAAUAAACCCAUCUACCAUGUUCCGAUUCCCCCAAGAAGACCGAGUCCCACCGAGUGCAAUUGCUCGAGAAACUUGCCAGGUGAACUCCUGGACCAGGUGGAGCCCUUCCUGGAGAAAUUGCUGACCAACUAUUACGACCACGCUCAUCCAUGUUAUCCUGUCACCGAGGAAGACUGUGUAAUGUCUCGCAUCAAGGAGAAAAACUCCCUUCCUCAGACCUUUUUUGUCAAUCUCGUCAGCCAUGCACUGUUCUACUGGAACGUUUCGCCAGCUCUAGCGAAUCACGCUAGACCUGAUCAGGACGCCGCAUGGCAGGUGGGCGUGGCUGCAAACAUUGCGGAUAUGCAGAAGAGCGAUAUAGCAACCGUAAUCUCCAUCUGCAUAAAUCUGGCCGGGAGACCUUCCCGUUGCUUGGUCAACAAUGUUGCGAACGUAGCUCGAGCUGUUGCUCUGUCUCACGCCAUUGGGUUGAAUCACGACUGCAGUGAGUGGAAGCUGCGUGACAUGGAGAAGCGAGUACGCUGGAAAGCUUGGUGGGGCGUUGUUAUCCAGGAUCGGUGGUUCAAUUUCGCCCAAGGCACUCCUCCGUAUAUUUCAAAAGGCCACUAUGAUGUUCCGAUUCCAUCAGUCGAUCUACUCACACAUGGGAGAACGGGUUCGAUGAAACACAUCCGCGCCGCAGAGGUGUACAUUCGGUUGUGUCGCCUGACUGAGAUCGUUGGCGACGUACUGCCAUUGAUCUAUCACAUUCGCUCUGGCAACGACAGCAUUGCCGCCGAACAAACAUCAAGGUCGGAGAUUGAACUUAACCGCUGGGUGGAGAGUCGUCCGAGCUGGCUAAAUCUGAAUGACUUCCACAACAGACCGCCAGUCCCUGGGUUGGUCAACCUGCAGCUCUCCUAUCUGUCUGUGCGAAUGCUGCUUCGGCGAAUAGCGUGGCAUGAAAUCAGCCAACGAGAGAGUGAUCCAGCUUCAUCCUGGCUAUUAGGCUGCCAGGCUGCAGCAGAGGACAUUGUUAGAUUCGUCAGCUCGCUGCACAAACAGGACCUCUUGGGCUUUUGGUUGCCUUACAAUGCACACCAUUUUACUUCUGCUGUUACGUUGCUUCUUCGGUGCGCACUCCAGACCAGCUACUCGAGUGUUAGAGCACAAUGCAUGGCCAGUGCCCGGACACUUGUUGACGCGCUCCGAAGGUUCCAUGAGGAAGACAAUUGGGAUUUGGCGGAGACUGCCAUCUCACAGAGCGAGACGGUCCUCAAACGGAUCGAAGAUUCUCUGCCACAAACGCCUCUCUUGAGAACACCAAAUAUUCCACCUGCUGCUCUGCGAAACGAACAGAUGGAUGCCCACGACUACCUAGAUGACAACAUGAUGGGCGAUCAAGUAUCUGAUGACGCCUUCUUGACACCACAUGGGCAGUCAUCCAUUGAGGAACUGUUCCCAGAGAUUUUCGCUGAUUUCACUGAUACGGCUUUCUUCACCGGCUCGUCGCAGCUAGAUAUCAACAUCUGA